Molecule: messenger RNA, 635 nt
Organism: Amoebophrya sp. A120
Lineage: Eukaryota; Dinophyceae; Syndiniales; Amoebophryaceae
Source: the annotation of a GenBank genome assembly
CGAGAAGGGCGGGGCAGAAUGAAAAAAGCACUGGAAGCCACAGCCUUUCAGAGGAUAUAUUCCUCGGCUCCUCGUCCGAUGGUGGUGCCGAGGACUCGAGCCGGUUCACUUGUGCAACGGUUGGUGUGGUGCAACGUGCUUUUUGCUGAUCGAGAACAGCGAUUAGAGCAGAUUCUGAAACGGUACCACGAUUCCGACAUUCGCCACGGCGAGCUGCUGGCGGCGGUGGUUGACGCUUUGUUGUCUUGCCAACUUCUCGAUGUUGCAUUCACAGAACGAUGGGUUCAGGGCCUGAUCGAGGAGUCGAAGCGGCAUUUGCUGCGCGAGCGCAAGACGAGGAAACGUGUGGGGAGCGCCACGUCCUCACGCACGCACGCUACGUCGUUCGUGCCCCGUUUAGAAGACGGAGAUGAAGAACCGCAAAGUCGAGCAUCGCAAUUGUGCGCCGUAGCCUGUAUGGCCAACUCCACCUUCGCAUUCUGGAUAAAAAACGACAAAAUCGAUUGUCUUCGGUCCCUGGAGCAAGGCGUGCAGUACUCCGGUGGCAGUAUCGACGCGUCGAAUCUGCCCGACAGUGUGAUCCAAUUUCUGAAGUCACUGGUUGCGGAUCCCCAUGUGCAUCCCCACGAACGAAA